Messenger RNA from Lemur catta (Ring-tailed lemur), 2275 nucleotides. RefSeq names its product protein adenylyltransferase SelO-like. NCBI's taxonomy places the organism in Eukaryota, Metazoa, Chordata, Mammalia, Primates, Lemuridae. Bases 293 to 2056 code for a protein of 587 amino acids. The record is from RefSeq and is a predicted model, not a curated record. The transcript is spliced from 19 exons. Gene Ontology annotation, molecular function: RNA binding.
GCUGGCGCCUUCCUGGUGGCCGCGCGGAAGUCGGGCCCCCUCGCCCGCCCUUCGGUCGCGACGCUCGGCGGCCCCGAGGAGGCCGAGGAGAAGGAGUCGCGGAGGCGGAGCCCGGCCCGACCUUCCGUACCAGCCCUUCCCCGAAGCCGCCCACGGGAGCCGGUGACACCAGCAGUCGCAGCCAAAAUGUACCUUUAGGGGACCGCCGUUAGCAGGAAGUAGCACGGUGUGCCACAUCUGCGGCCAUCAACUCUUUUGUUCGGCGUAUUUAGGCAGAACUGUGACUCAAAGAAUGGGGUUCCCGUUCUGCGGCCAGAUCCGGAGUCUGCAGUUUCCGCAUCUGCUUUUCUUGGGUCUGACCCGCCACGCCGUGGUCUGCUGCCUGUUGCAACCUGUGCUUGACGGAAGUAUCAACCUCUUGCAUCCUUCUAGCAACGAGUCCAGUCACGUUCAGGGCUAUUGUGAAACAGAAGCUACAUUAGCCUCGUCUCUCGACUUCUGGACUGUGUCUUCUGAUAACCUUAUAGCUGUGUUGCCAGUUGAUCCUGUUAAAGAAAAUUAUGUUCGUAAAGUGAAAAACUGUAUUUUUUCCAUUGCCUUCCCAACUCCUUUCAAAUCAAGAGUACGUCUUGUAGCAGUUUCAAAGGAAGUUCUAGAAGAUAUUUUGGACCUUGAUUCAUCUGUCUCAAAAACAGAUGAUUUUAUCCAGCUUGUAAGUGGCAAAAAGAUAGCAUUUGGAUCCAUUCCACUGGCCCACCGAUAUGGUGGCUACCAGUUUGGGAUAUGGGCAGAUCAGCUUGGGGAUGGAAGAGCCCACCUUAUUGGAAUUUACACGAACAGACAGGGUGAAAAAUGGGAGCUCCAAUUAAAAGGCUCAGGGAAGACCCCAUACUCCCGAAAUGGUGAUGGUAGAGCUGUACUUCGUUCCUCAGUGAGAGAGUUUUUGUGUAGUGAGGCUAUGCACUAUCUUGGAAUUCCAACUAGCCGAGCUGCAAGUCUGGUUGUGAGUGACGAUGAAGUGUGGCGAGAUCAGUUUUACAAUGGAAAUAUUACGAAAGAACGAGGUGCGAUAGUACUGCGUGCUGCAAAAUCAUGGUUUAGAAUUGGAUCAUUAGAAAUUUUGGCUCAUUAUGGUGAACUGGAAUUACUGAGGACAUUAUUAGACUUUGUCAUACGGGAGCAUUUUCCCUCAGUAGAUGUCAAAGAACCUAAUAGAUACGUGGAUUUUUUGUCUAUUGUGGUAUCUGAGACUGCACAACUCAUUGCCUUGUGGAUGUCUGUUGGUUUUGCUCAUGGUGUUUGUAAUACUGAUAACUUCAGUUUGUUAUCCAUUACAAUUGACUAUGGGCCCUUUGGUUUUAUGGAAAACUAUAAUCCAGAUUUUGUACCAAACACAUCUGAUGAUGAAAGAAGAUAUAAAAUAGGCAAUCAGGCCAGUAUUGGAAUGUUUAAUUUAAAUAAGUUGUUACAAGCUCUAAACCCAUUACUGGAUGCUAGGCAAAAGCAACUUGCUGCUCAGAUUCUUGAGGGGUACCCUGUUCUUUAUUACACAAGAUUUCAAAAAUUGUUCAAAGCCAAGUUGGGAUUACUUGGAGAAAGGGAAGGUGAUGAUGAUUUAAUUGCAUUUCUCUUGCAUCUCAUGGAAAAGACGGAAGCUGAUUUUACAAUGACGUUUCGGCAGCUUAGCGAGAUCACUCAAAGCCAGUUAUUGGAGCUCAACAUUCCUCAGCAAUUCUGGGCACUGAAGACAGUUUCAAAGCACAAACUCUUUCCUGCUUGGGUGUCCCAGUACCUUUUGAGACUGGAGAGUAACAUGAAUGACUCAGAUUCUGAAAGAAGGAAAAGAAUGACAACUGUUAACCCAAGGUAUGUGCUGAAGAACUGGAUGGCAGAAUCUGCAGUGCAGAAGGCAGAAAAGAAUGAUUUCUCAGAGGUCCACCUUCUACAGCAAGUUCUUCGGCAUCCUUUCCAGAAGCAUCCCGCAGCUGAGAAAGCAGGCUACGCUUCACCUACUCCUUCUUGGGCUAAAGAUCUCAGAGUUAGUUGCUCAUCUUAAUUUGGGAAAAACAAAUUAAGGAAUACUUCUAUCAUUGAACUCAUCAUAGAAUAAUCUAUUUAAUACAUUCUUAAUGAUCAUCCACAUUUUGAUGACAAUCUUACAUUUGAUAAUUAUAUAUACAUAUAAAUAUAUUUUAGUCAAAUUGGAACUUAUUCUUUGUGAUCAUUUUUGUUCUACUCAAUAACUUUAAUGAAAUAAUAAAGUGUUUUCAAUAAA